Molecule: messenger RNA, 1984 nt
Organism: Limulus polyphemus (Atlantic horseshoe crab)
Lineage: Eukaryota; Metazoa; Arthropoda; Merostomata; Xiphosura; Limulidae
Product: BTB/POZ domain-containing protein kctd15-like
Exons: 3
Coding region: 254-1213 (319 amino acids)
Biological process (GO): protein homooligomerization
Molecular function (GO): protein binding
Source: RefSeq, a predicted model, not a curated record
CUUUACAGGGUUCGGCCUUGGUUUGCUGCAGGGCGAGUACUGGCGCUAACAAAGAGAGAGAAAGAAAAAAAAUAGGGCUUUAAUGGCUGGCGGCCAACCAGCCUAACAGCCCUGCCUGCCUGCCAUGACGCAGACUGCCCCUGGUCAUGAUUAACCCUAGCAGCCUGUAAGGACUCCUCUAGCAAGGAGAGCUGUAUCGGACCCAGCCGUGUCAGUGUUGGCUUGUUCUUCGGUAGUGCGUCGACGACAAACUAUGGCAGCCCGCGGUGCAGAAACGCGCUCAUUACCCGCGAAGGUCUCUCCGGUUCCGCCGCGCCCGAGCCUAAGUCCUUCCGCUGCAGCUGUUCUCGAAUCUGCCGCUGCCUACGCGGACAGAUUGGCAUUAGCACGGUCUUGGAUGGACCCCAAUUUAGUAAUGAGCUCCACUGAUUCAAAUUUCAACCAUAAAAUUGGAGGUAUACCCUGUGUAGCAGCUACCUCUCGAUACACAGCUCCAGUCCACAUUGACGUCGGAGGAACAAUCUAUACUUCAUCGUUGGAAACCCUCACCAAACAUCCCGAUUCUCGUCUUGCACGGAUGUUCAACGGAAGUAUUCCGAUUGUCUUAGACACCUUGAAGCAGCAUUAUUUCAUAGACCGAGAUGGCAAGUCGUUUCGUCAUAUAUUGAACUUUCUUCGAACCAAUACACUUCCGGUUUCAGAAGAAUUCAGAGAAUUGGAUCUUUUACUAGAAGAAGCCAGAUUCUAUGACAUACCGCCACUGGUUAAAAUGUUGGAGAGCCUCAAGAAAGAGAAACAUCGUAAGAAACAGAGUAAUAAUUGCCAUUCCAAUUCCAACGAUAACCAUUACGAUGAUCGAAGAACGACAAAUUACGAUGACAAAAACAAUGACAUGGGCUUUCAAUGCCUGGCUCUUAACGUCAGUCCUGAUCUUGGAGAACGAAUAACGAUUAGUGGGGAGAGGUCUGUAGUGGAAGAAGUUUUUCCUGAGAUUAGUCAGGCGCUAAUGGAUGCUCGCAGUGGAGUAGCCUGGAACACAGACUCUAAACACGUCAUCAGAUUUCCGUUAAAUGGUUACUGUAAACUAAACUCACUUCAAACAAUUACACGUCUUUUGAAUAACGGCUUCAAGAUCAUGGCGUCCAACGGAGGCGGUGUGGAAGGUCAGCAAUUUAGCGAGUACCUUUUCGUACGAAAGCAUUUUCCCAUUUGAAAAUAUACUGGUGUUCGAAACCUCUGGAUGUUGAUCUACAAAAUACAUUAAAAAAAGUGUGAGAUUCUGAAAAUUCGAUACGGAAUUAAUAUUACGUUGAUAAAUUUAAAGGACUUGGAGUUACUAGCAAUCAACGUUACGGAUGAUUUUGAUGGUGCUAUCAGAUAGGUCCUAACUCAUGACCUUGAAAUUGUUUUAGUUACCUUACUAAUCAGCAUAGUUAGUAUUUAUACAUGUGUGUCAUCUUCAACUCCUUUUUUUUUUACUUUAAAAGUAGUUCCUUCUUGAUCAGAUGCCAGUCACUCGCCAAAAAAGUGACAUCGUAAAAGCUUUGUAUGUGUGUGUGUGUCUGUGUUUUAUAAGAGUCUUGGUAAAAAAAAGCGGCAUCCUCUGGAGUUCAUUUAGAAUUGAUGAAUAACUUGUUUGACGCUUAUUUUCGCAAAGAGAGAGAGAGAAAGAAGUGUUAUAUUAAACUAUUUCUCUGAAUACACAGCCGAUAUUACACAUUAUAUCAGUUAAAAAGGUUUCCAUCCCUACUUUCAACCAUUUUUUUAUUCAAAGUUUUCAGUUCUUUGUCGCAUAAAAAAGGUGAUAAAAUCUUCUAAUAGAACUCUUUUUAUGUUCCGGACGAUAAAAAAAGUGUUGAAAUUGAUUAUUAAGAACACCCAGUUUCUGCUUAUGUGUGUGAAGAUACACCAAAACAGGAAUGUUAAGUGGAAACAGAAUAGUCAUUAUUCUGAAGUAAAAGAGCACAUGGAAUUGUCUCUUUAA